This is a messenger RNA of Paralichthys olivaceus (Japanese flounder), 2034 nucleotides long. It is a transcript of the gene vrk2, whose product is annotated as VRK serine/threonine kinase 2. Gene Ontology annotation, biological process: signal transduction; peptidyl-serine phosphorylation. Gene Ontology annotation, molecular function: ATP binding; protein serine/threonine kinase activity. NCBI's taxonomy places the organism in Eukaryota, Metazoa, Chordata, Actinopteri, Pleuronectiformes, Paralichthyidae. Gene Ontology annotation, cellular component: cytoplasm; nucleus. The record is from RefSeq and is a predicted model, not a curated record.
CUUCCAGGAAAUACUAAGGGUCUGUUUUGGUUUCGCAGCGGGACAGUGAAACACUUUAUGGACUAAACAUCCCAGCAAGACGUUUGGUUUAAAUAUUACCGCGACAGUUCGACGUGUUCCUGCUCAGAAAACACAUCUGACGACGUUCGAGCCGGUCCCCUCAGAGAACUUUCCAGUUUCCAUGGCGCCACCGAAAAAGAAUGUGCUUCCAAAUCCUCUCCCAGAGGGAUUCGUACUGACAGACAGCGAGAAAAAGAAAUGGAGGCUGGGGAAUGUCAUCGGUCAGGGUGGCUGUGGACUGAUUUAUCUUGCCUCUCUGGGUGUUGGCAGGCCUGCCACAGCAGACACUGACUUUGUCAUAAAACUGGAGUACCAUGAGAAUGGUCCCCUGUUCUCGGAGCUCAAGUUCUACCAAAGGGCAGCCAAAGCAGAGAGCAUGCAAAAAUGGAUGUGCAGGAGGAAAUUGGACUUCCUGGGCAUCCCGACCUACUGGGGAUCAGGACUGGCUGAAUAUAAUAACCUCAGGUAUCGCUUCAUGGUCAUGGACCGACUCGGCACUGACCUCCAGAAAGUCUGCGAUCGCAAUGCAGGUAGACUGAAAAAGGCCACUGUGCUCCAGCUUGGUCUAGGACUGGUGGAUGUACUGGAGUAUAUCCAUGAGAAUGAGUAUGUCCAUGCAGACAUUAAAGCUGCCAACCUCAUGCAGGGCUACAAGGACCCUGAUAAGAUCUACCUUGCAGACUAUGGGCUGUCCUUCAGAUACUCCCCUGAGGGAGUCCACAAAGAAUACAAGGAAAACCCCAAGAAGGGCCACAAUGGAACCAUCGAGUACACCAGCCUUGAUGCCCACAAAGGGACUGCCCCAUCUAGACGUGGUGACCUCCAGAUUUUGGGGUUUUGUCUUCUUCACUGGUUGUGUGGGUCUCUGCCUUGGGACAGCGUUCUGAAGAAUGCAGCUCAGGUCCAGGAGGCUAAGACCAGACUGAUGGAUAAUCUGCCACGCUCAGUCCAGCAGCUGUCAGUGAACAGAACCAACACAGAUGAGGUGGCUGCAUUCCUUCUUUAUGUCAAAACUCUGGGUUACCAGGAUAAACCAGACUACAAGCACGCCAAAGACCUGUUGGCCGGUGCUGCCGGGGGAAGACUUGACUUCUCCAUGCCUGAAUGUCCAGCAACGGCAUCAUCCGCAAGGGUAGUAGAUCCUGGCACCAGGGAAAAGCAGAAAGCAGGACGAGCCAGAGGAGCCUCCAAAGCCAAGCCCGUGGCUACAGUGACGGAUGAAGAGGGUAUGAAGUCUAAACCAGUGCCGGCUCAAUACAGAAGAGGACCAGUCGUCUCUAAAACUCAGUCCCAGAAGGACGAGGUAUUGCCUGCUGUCAGAAGAUCACUGAGGCCAAGGACUGAACCUGUAAACACUUAUAAAGAUGAUAGUGAAGAUGAAGAGGAGGAUGAAGAGGAGGAUGAAGACGUUUCCAGACCCAGACCCAUUUCUGCAUGUUAUCUCCGAGGCCCUCCCAUAGGCUCCAGAACUAAACAGGUGUGAGGACAGUGUGGAAGAGCAGCCAGGGUUUUUUUUUUCACAGUAUAUUUAAUUUGAAAAAUGUAUUAACACUGUUUUGGUUGAAUCUGUCCAAAGAAUAGUACAAAAAUGUUUUAGAGAUAUAUAGAGUGAAACACUUCCUGUCGUUCUCAAGAAAUAAAUAAAAGCAUACAACAGUAUUUCUUUCACAACUUUAUUCGAACAUAUUCACACAACACAGUAGAACAGACCCUGUCCUUGUCAGAUGUCAAAGAGCAAACACUGAAUCAUUCUCUUUAACAGAACGAAAAAGGAAAAAGGACCUCCAGGAAAAGAAACAAUCCGACUGCAACCUCAGCGAGACGGGAGCGAGGAGUCCACUCCCAACUAAAACAACAAAUAAUACCUGGUUGUGACAGUAAGAGCCAAGCACACGGCACCUGCAGGGGGGGGUGGGAUGAAACGCUGCACAGCCACCGAGCAGACGGCAGCCAUCAGCGGUGGUGGGACAGCGA